AUGACUUGGGUCCUGCUCAUCGUCCUGCUGGCCCUGUGCUGGACCGUGCACAGCACAGAAGAGAGCUGUUCGGGCUGCGGGCUCCGGCCCUUGGCAUCUGGAUAUGGUAUGUCACGUGUUGUGGGCGGUACAAACGCCCGGCCAGGGGCCUGGCCCUGGAUUGUCAGCAUCCAGAACCGCUGGAAAACAGGCACGGGACAUACCUGCGGAGGGUCCCUCAUCAGCCCACAGUGGGUUCUCACAGCAGCCCACUGCUUUGAUGAGACCAGGGAAGCUGGCACAUGGCGCGUGGUCAUUGGGGCCACCCAGCUGAGUCAGCUGGGCCCUGAGGCUAACGUGCGCAAUGUCAGGCAGCUGCUGCUUCAUGAGGACUACAGUAACAUCUCAAUGAGGAAUGACAUUGCUUUGCUGGAGCUGGACCAGCCCGUCCAGUGCAGCUCCUACAUACAGCUUGCCUGCGUGCCCGAUGACUCAGUGAGAGUGCAGAAGCUGAAAAUCUGCUACGUCAGUGGUUGGGGUGCCACCACGGCAAGAUCUGCAGAUAUAAGUGAUGUCCUACAGGAAGCCAAGGUCCGGCUUAUUGAUGUCAAACUCUGUAACAGCAGCAAGUGGUACAAAGGGGAAAUCCACACCUACAACUUGUGUGCUGGCUAUGCACAGGGUGGAGUCGAUACCUGCCAGGGUGACAGCGGUGGUCCUCUUGCCUGCAAAGAUAACACAGAUGACUACUACUGGCUGGUUGGAUUAACCAGCUGGGGGAAAGGCUGUGCAAGAAUCAGACGGCCUGGAAUCUACACCUCCACCCAGAGCUUCUAUGACUGGAUCACGGCACAGAUGGGACUGUAUUCAACAACUACUCCAACACCACAGCAAGUCUUCACCUCAACCUUCCUUCAGACUCCCAGCCCAACAACAACACAAUCAAGCUCAGGUUGCCUAUUUCCACCAGAUAAGCUGGUGAAAUUCUUUAAUGUGGUGCAGGAGCUUAUGCAGUUCCUAAAGGAUGAAAAGUCUUGA
Calypte anna (Anna's hummingbird) is the source of this 1017-nucleotide messenger RNA. Its product is annotated as acrosin-like. Bases 1 to 1017 code for a protein of 338 amino acids. Lineage: Eukaryota; Metazoa; Chordata; Aves; Apodiformes; Trochilidae. Gene Ontology annotation, molecular function: serine-type endopeptidase activity. Gene Ontology annotation, biological process: proteolysis; acrosome reaction. The record is from RefSeq and is a predicted model, not a curated record. The transcript is spliced from 5 exons.